AUGACCCGAACGGGGCAAGCUCACGGAGACGACGAAAAUAUCGCCGCCCACAGCUCAUCCUCCGCUCCGCAGCAAAUCUUCCACGGCGAUACAACGACGAAAGCGCUGGUUAGCGAGCCGACAGCUCUGGAAGAUAAGCCUGUCCCGAGCUUUUGCGACACGUGUACAGUGGACACCUGUCCCCUUCAGCAAGCAAAAGAAAAAGUUUCCUACGCAGUCAUAUUUAUUGGGGGAAACGAAAUGACAAGAAUAGAGACAGAAAGCACCCGCGCUCCAUUCUAG
Linum trigynum is the source of this 282-nucleotide messenger RNA. NCBI's taxonomy places the organism in Eukaryota, Viridiplantae, Streptophyta, Magnoliopsida, Malpighiales, Linaceae. The record is from the annotation of a GenBank genome assembly.